GCAGUAUGUACAUAACUGGCAAAUCCCUGUCCAAAGUUUGACAAAAACUUAACUCGCUAAGACCGUAAGUUGUUAACUCGUUACUGAUGUUGAUUCUAACGUGAUGAUUAUCUAGACUUAAAACUAAAUUUAACAUCAUUUUUUUUUCAAUUUGUAUACAAAAUGACAAGGAUACGCAGUUGUCAAAUUUAAGUUUAGGUAUAGUGAAUCAUGCCAGAAUCGAUACCACUGUACUUACCGAAGUGUAAAUCAGUCUUUAUGUAUACAUUAAGCCGGAAAUAUAAAUUUGUCUGUCGUGUUGUGUCGUGACAUGUCAGAUAGGUAUUGCUUUCAUAUAUUUAGUAUGGUUAGAAUUAUAUUUGUGUAUCGCGAUGUGUCUACACCGUACUACCGUACUAAAUGUAUUAAACGGACAGUUCUCUGACGCGUCUCGACCAUGGCACGAGACUCGACGCAACACAAGAGACAAGUAUAUUUCCGGCUUUAUAAUUAAUUAUUUUUAAAUUUUACUUUCAAAUAAAUAAAUAAAUGUAGUUCUUGAAAUGGAUUGGAAUUUUGCAUGGUAAUAAUAUUAAUUUAAAUGCUUGGUCAUCACAGAGCAAUAAUGUUCCGAAAUAUCAUUGUUCAUGAUAUUUGUAUUCUGAGGAAUGUGUACCACAGAGUACAAUAUCAGUGACAAAAUACGUUUCCUUCAGCGAUAUUCAUUUGUUGAAAAUGGAGGCGUGAUGGAAGUGCGAUUGUUGGAAAAGCAGGAAUUUCAUGUUACUGAUUGUCUUAUUAAUAUAGUGAGUUGAAGUAUACUAGGGGCCGUAUCGUUUUUCAAUUAUGUUAAAAAGAAUAUCUGCAGCAUUUAUUUAGCCCUAGCGCUUCGCAUAUCGGUGUAAUUUGAGGGAGAGACUGCGAGCCUAUUGAUAGAUCCGAAAAUCACCAUGGCUGGAAACAAAAUAAACACGAAAACAAAAGGCAGAGAAGAUAAAUCUAAAACUAAUAAAGGCAUGAUUCAGAAUAUUGAAGAUAGUGAAGAUGCUGAUUUUUCUCUUCUUAGAAAACCAAUAUUUACUAGUGUUACUGGUUUUGCUCAAGCAAGAAAAAUCUUUGAUUUGGCUACUGAAGAACUCAAAGGGUUAAUUUCCAAUGAAUGUGAUCUUCUAUAUGAAUGUAAAGUAUGCAGAAAUAUCUUUAGAAGUUUGGCCAAUUUUAUUUCUCACAAACGUGUAUACUGUACAGAACAGUAUAGUACAACAGUACAUGGCCAAUUUUUCAAAAUGAAUUCAACUGAUAAUGAAAUGAUGAAGAUUAAAAAAAUAGAGGAAAGUUAUUUUGAAUCAUUAAAAGAUAAAGAGAAAAUUGAAGUUGUUCAAGAUAAUGAAGCUGAUAAUAGAAUACCACUAACAAAGGAUUUAACAGCCAUAUUAGAGAAGAUUAUGAAAAGCAAAGAGAAACGUGGAAGUACUACUGAUGAGUCACAGUUAAUUUUACAAAAGAUACCAAACAGCUCUGUAGCAGUAUUUCAAAACAUUGAUAGUGUCAAUGAAAAACAUGACAAGAUGAAAGCCCAAGUAGAAGAACUUGACAAUAUUUUGUCUCAAGAUAAGGCUGUACUACAAAGCGAUGGAAAAUUUAAGAUACAAAGUAAUAUCUCCUCUGAUACAGAUAAUGUCAUACAAAUUAGUGAUGAUGAAGAAAAUAAUAGUACUAAUAUCCUCAAAUGCAAAAUUUGUGGUCACAAUUUUUCUACUCUAAAAACACUCAAAUUUCAUAUGAAGUACAAACAUCUGGAAAGCAGAUUAGUUUAUUCAUGUCCAGAUUGUCUAGAAAUUUUCUCCACAUCAUGGAGUGUAUACCGACAUCUUUUCAAAGUGCAUCGCAAAACUGCUGCACAAAUAAGAAGACUACGGGAAUCAAUUCAGUCAAAAGCAUUUAAGAUGAAUAAUCCACCAGCAUUUUAUGAAAAACGCAAAAACACCAAACCACCAACAACUCAAAAAAUUAGUGAGGAAGAAAGAUUAGAUCAAGAAAAUCAGGCGUGGGUGGACAACGUAGAAGGCGAUAGUGAAAUACCCCGUUGUUUCGGGUGCGGCCGCACGUUUGAACGGCGAGCGGCACUAGCGGCGCACACGCAUACUUGCCAACCGCGGUCUCGGGCACUAGCGCGAAGACCGCAAGAAACUAAGAAGAUUGAGAUUCAGAUCAGGAAAGACUACAACAAAGGCCCGGCUGCCAACUUGAACUUGCCAAUCAAAACUACAGAAUCCAAUGAGAACAAAACUCCGAAUGAAGAGGUUACAAGCAUCAAUAAGCAGGAUAAAGAGGUGGAAACAAAAGAAUUAGAAAAUGGAGUUUCUGAAGAAUUACUUUUGGAUACUUCCGAAUCUUUAGAAAAAGUUAAAGAAUCACCUGAAAAGCCUUUGGAGGCUUUAUCUGAAGUACCUAAGCCAUUACUUAAAUUACCAUUUGCGCAACACAUUGAAAAGUCUAACCUUAGCGCUCUAAGGCUGAGAAUACAACCAGAUAUUGAAGUAAAUAAACUUUUAUGCAAGAAGUGUGAUAUUCAACAUGAUACAGUGCAUGAAUUGUAUGAUCAUAUGGCUGGCCAUUACAAGUGGAUGCGUUAUGCUUGCAAGUUAUGUAACUUCAAACAUUAUAAUCUGGAGAAACUACCAGAGCACGUCAAAAUAGUACACAAACUGAAAGGUGACAACGAUUUUUACUUUAGCACUGUGAAAGCCAUUGAUGGUAAUGAAGCAUUAGAGUUAUCUGAAUGUGUUGAUGAAAAUACUGAUGUGAAUAGUACGAGUCCUGAUUCUCGCCGCCAAAGUCGAUGCUCUAGUGACUCGAGUCGACUAUCAGAUGAUAGUUCUUCAAGUAGCACACGCCCCGAAACAGGGGCACGUAAAAGAAAAAUGUGUCAGCUGAAAGGAUCCGCUAAAAGAAAAAGAAGCACUUUGAACAAUGAUUAUUAUGAUGAAAAAUGUGCUGAUUUUAAAAAAGAGACAAAUGGUACAACAGAAAAUUAUUCGCCUCCAAAUGUAAAGACAUUUGAAGAAAACUCGUCAGAUAUGGAUGAAAUCGAAGAUAAGAUAUCAAAAAUAUCAAAGCAAUUAGCUGGGAAUCAUGCAUCUGUAGCAUCACGUCGACCCGUUCGUAAAAAGACAAAACCUAAAAAUGAGGAUUUUGAGUAUGAUUUAUCAAAUUUGCUAAAGAUGGAAGCUCAAGGUUACAGAGAUUCGCAGUCACUAGGAACGAAAACCAAUCAACCUAAAGAUAAGAAGAAACCAACACAAGACAAUGCCAACUAUUAUGAAAUCCUCAACCGCGAUUGUAGUGGUGCCUUAGCCACUCUAUCUAAAAGAGCAGUUGAAAACUUUACGGCGCAAAUGAAAAAUAGUAAUUUUACUUCACAAAAUGCAGUAAAAGAACCAAAAUCAUCUAAUAUAUUCGUGAGGCCUAUGUUACCUAAAGGUAUUUAUAGAGGAGAAAGAUACUCUCCUAAUAAAAAGGAUGUUGCUGAUGAUUGUUCUAGCCCACCAAAAGACAUGAAGAUGAAUAAAGUUAUUUCUGAUGAGGCUGAGGAUGAGGCUGGGAAUGAGGUUUCUAAAACUCCUGAAAAAGAUGUGACAACUGGUCCCUCUGACCCAGUCAAACCGGCUGCCAUUCUAUCCGCACCCGCCGAGACAGCAAAUGCAAAUGAGGAAAAAGUCGACCCAAACAGCACAAUAAAACCGAAUUUAAACAUUCCAGCUGUCGUACCAAUUAAAUUUCGCCGUCAAAGUUUAGAAGUAAUGAAAAAUCCGCUUAUAAACAAAAAUAUAUCGGAAUUUAAAAAUGCAGGCAUGAAAACAAAAAUUCUAGUUAUUAAACCAAUCAACAGGAACAAAGACGGAACUUCUGUACCAAAAGCGCCUUUAAAAUUUCAAACUAUCAAAUUGAAGGAUCCUUCUAAAUGUCUAACACCAAACGAAGAAAAAGCGUCUGAUCAAGUAGUAGUGGUGAAAGUUCCCGCAGUUGACUGCGCGAUAUCGCUUCCGAAUUCUGAUAAAAAUGCAGUAAAUUGUGAUGAGAACACACCGGUAGUCGAUACUUUUAAUAAUAACGAUACAUCUGAACAAUUAACUCCACCCAUAGGUAACAAAAACAUAAAUAAAGCUGACAUUUCUGCCAUUAUUGCCACUAAAAGCAUAUUAGGGAUUAAUGAUAUGGAUAUAGAUGAAAAUGAUAAAAUUGCCUCUAACGAGAGUAAAGUUGAAACAGAACAAAAUGUGGUAAAUGAGACUAAACAACCAUUAGAAGGGGAAGUAAUAGAAGCAGCAACGUAACUACAUAACCCGUCAAUGUACGUUUUUAUGAUCAACAGGGUGCUCAAAUUCCACAUUUUUGUCCGGUUAAUCUGGCUGAUUAAUGUAAUUAUUGCAAACAAUGAUAUAUAAUAAUAGUCCAAAAAUACAUGUAAAAUUCACUUCAACCUACAUGAUUGUCAUGUUGAUCAUAGAACAAGCUUAAAUCGCUUACAAUAUUUUAUAAUGUGCAUUAAAGAUUUGAGGUACCUACUUAGGUCAUAUGCCUAGUACUACAUGUUUAAUAUUGACAUUUGUUUUUAGCAACCAACAUAAUUAGGAUGUACAGCCAGCAACAAUUUAAGUUACCAGCAAAAGCCACAAUCAGUCUCUUCAGUUAUUUAGGAGAUAUUUGAAUUUGUUUUUUUUUUAUAUUUCAAAGUGUUAAACAGCUAUCUUUAUCAUAUCUGAAGAAUAUUUUUACUAUAGAAAAAAAUCAAAUGUUCCAAGGUCCCCCAUCCAAUAAUCCAGCCUGAUACCAACCUUGGCCAAGUUAACUUUUGCUAGUAUUUCUUUAGUUUUAGAUUAAUUAAUUUGAGCUGUUCUGUCUGUACCUUAUAUCCUGACUUGUCAAAAUGAUGCCUAUUCUCUGCUAGCCGUUCUCUCAUUUGGUUAAAAUAAGCAUUAUAUUUAUCCCUAUUCCGUCCUUAUGGAACGCCUGUGCCCAAGCACUGAGGAAGAGGCAUUACAUGAGUUAAAAUUAUUGAGUUUUAAAUAUACCUAUAUACAAAAAAAAACAGCCACCAACAGUCCUCACUUUGAUGAACUAAAACACGGACAACAACAAAAAUGUGUUAGUAAAUAUUUUAUAGACUCCUCUAAAAAAUUAGAUUUUUUGUUAAAUAUAUAUACGUAUAUUUUAGUUGGUUCUUGUCAAGUUUUCUCAUUCAUGUAAGUAAACAAAACUGAUGCUUAUAUGAUUACUUAGGUAUUAUUUUAUGUAAGUAUGUUAAGUUCUUAGGUAGAAGAAAUAAAAUUAUUUACUGAUGAAUUGAAGGUUUAGCAUUUUUAUUUUAUAAUGUCGGACCAGAUCAGAUAUGGUUUGUCCUAUCCAGUAAAAAAAAACAUUUGAUUUAUUAUAACUAAAUACAUUAAUAUUAUAUGUAAGUAUAUUAUAGAUAGAUCCAAAAAUCAAAGUCAGAAAUCAAGUCAGAGAAAGGCCAGCGAAGCAGAUUAUUACUAAAUACACUUCUGGACACAUCUAUUAGGCCCACCUUAGAGUUUAGGUUUCGAUGGACCCUACCGAAAUAUGAUUGCUAGAUUGAACAAAAACUGUUGAUGCAGUGUUAAACCUGAUACAUUUUACCAUCUUUUUCGAUCGUAUUGUUUUAAAUUUGAAUUCAGAAUACCAUACGACAUGGAGCUACGCCUAACAAGUCGGAUAUGCGCCUUGUUAAAGGCAAUUGAUUUUUGAAUAAAAAACAUGUUUUAUCAAAUAAAGGUUUAAUUUAAUAACGCGUGUUGCUUCCAUGGGCAUCUACCACAGCUCUCAUACGAUUAGGCAUAGAGUUUAUCAACCGCUCUAUGAAAUUUUGAGGGAUCAUCUCCCAUUCCUCUUCUAUGGCAGUUUUCAACUCCUGCAUCGUCUGGGCAACUGGCUGACGAGCCCUAACACGUCUUUUUAGCUCGUCCCACAUGUGCUCAAUGGGGUUCAUGUCUGGGCUUCUGGCUGGCCAGUCCAUAACUGUGAUGAA
Molecule: messenger RNA, 6028 nt
Organism: Chilo suppressalis (striped riceborer)
Lineage: Eukaryota; Metazoa; Arthropoda; Insecta; Lepidoptera; Crambidae
Source: the annotation of a GenBank genome assembly